AUGACAGAAGAAGAGAAACGUAUCGUGGCCUUCCUAGGUCCGGAGGGCAGCUACACACAUCAGGCCGCCCUCUCCGCCUUCCCCCCAACCACCCCAACAACCCCACCCGUAACCCUCACCCCCUCCAUAACAAUCGAAGACGUCUUCUCCGCCGUCCAAUCCCGCACCGCAUACCGCGGCGUCGUCCCCUUUGAAAACAGCUCAAACGGCAGUGUAGUCUUUACCCUCGACCUUUUCGCCGACCUGAAUAACAAGUAUCCUGAUAUUCUUGUUACGGGAGAGGCGUAUGUGGCUGUUAAGCACUGUUUGUUGGGGUAUGCGAAUGCUUCGGGUAGUCAAGAUGGAGAUGGAGAUGGAAGGGAUGGAAGAGAUGGAACCGAUUUCUCGCACAUCAAGAAAUUGUACUCGCACCCGCAAGCCUGGGGCCAGUGUAAGAACUUCCUGGAUAAGUACCUCAAGACGGCUGAGAGGCACGACGUGAGUUCCACGAGCAAAGCCGCGGAAAUCGCGAGUCAAGAUAAAACCGGCGAGUCCGCCGCACUAUCUAGUGAAAUCGCAGCGGAGCUCUUCGGACUGGACGUCCUUGCCAAGGAGAUCAACGAUAAGAAGGGGAAUAGCACGAGAUUCUUCAACUACUAUUACGACGCCAUCAACCAGCUCUAA
Molecule: messenger RNA, 663 nt
Organism: Alternaria ventricosa
Lineage: Eukaryota; Fungi; Ascomycota; Dothideomycetes; Pleosporales; Pleosporaceae
Exons: 3
Coding region: 1-663 (220 amino acids)
Biological process (GO): L-phenylalanine biosynthetic process
Cellular component (GO): cytoplasm
Molecular function (GO): prephenate dehydratase activity
Source: RefSeq, a predicted model, not a curated record